Macrosteles quadrilineatus (aster leafhopper) is the source of this 1362-nucleotide messenger RNA. Its product is annotated as synaptobrevin-1-like. NCBI's taxonomy places the organism in Eukaryota, Metazoa, Arthropoda, Insecta, Hemiptera, Cicadellidae. Gene Ontology annotation, biological process: vesicle-mediated transport; vesicle fusion. Gene Ontology annotation, cellular component: SNARE complex; plasma membrane. Bases 362 to 712 code for a protein of 116 amino acids. Gene Ontology annotation, molecular function: SNAP receptor activity; syntaxin binding. The transcript is spliced from 6 exons. The record is from RefSeq and is a predicted model, not a curated record.
CUCGGUUGCUCGACGCUCGUAGUCUGUUCUGUUCUGUUAUGUCGGGACGGGAAAUCUUUUAGUUUAGAAGUGUCAAAUAGUGUUUAAUGUUGGACUUCAAUAAUAUUUGUCAAUUUCUCUAGUGGAUCUCUUGACGUAGGACUGAUUGCUAAUUAUUUAUAAAUUAUUUUUGGAGUUGGUGUUUUCCUGUCUGUGAUUGAGAUUCAUUCAAUUUCAUUUCACGGCAGCAAUCGUUCCAAUCUAAACCUAAAUCCUGUCAACCAACGCAUCGCUGGAGAGGAACUUAUUAGGCCUAGCGUUCAUCAAAAGUAUUUUGUCUGAUUUGUUGCUUUGAUUUUGAAUCAGCGUAUCAACGUCAGCUAUGGACUACAACGGGACAGGGGGCUCCUCUGGCGCCAACGCGAACGACACAAACAAGAGGAUUCAACAGUCCCAGGCCCAGGUGGAUGAGGUGGUCGGGAUCAUGAGAGUGAAUGUGGAAAAAGUCCUUGAGAGGGAUCAGAAACUGUCUGAACUUGACAACAGAGCUGAUAUUCUCCAACAAGGAGCCUCACAGUUUGAACAAGCGGCUGGGAGGUUAAAGCGAAAGAUGUGGUGGAAAAAUGUUAAGAUGAUGAUCAUAAUGGGAGUAAUUGGAGCAACUCUCUUGAUACUCAUUUUUGUUUGGAUAUACUCCAGCAUUGAAGGCGACGACUCCUCCAACAAGCCUUGAACAUUCCUGUCUGAACCAAGAUUCGCACAACUGUAAAAACUAUUUUGUCCUCAGUUACAAUUACUACCAGUAGUAUUAAUUUUCAAUUACAUAUCGUUAUUUCAAUUUUAAUUGGUCAAAUAAACAUAAAUAUUUAGGUGGUCGGCUUUAUUAAUGUUGAGGUAAAAACAAUAUUCAUGUCAAUUAUUGCAUGUGAUGAAAUCCAGUUCAGAAUCAAACCGAUUUUGCGAUGGUAAUACGUCAUGCCAGUUGUAUACUGUAUGAAUGUCUGUCUUUCAAUAUCACUCAGUGUUCUCUACUUACUGUGUAAUGUCGUUAAUUGUAAAUACUACUCUUGACAUGGUCAGUUAGAAUGUCUCUCUUUCAAAAAGUAUAUGUUAUUUUUUAUAUGUAGCUAUUUAUGGAUGAAAUAACCUAACACCAGAACAGUUUGCAUAUAACUAGUUCCUAUAAUACAAGCAUAAUAUUUGUUAACACAUAAGUAUUCCAUCCACUGCAAUGUAAAGUGAACACAUAACAUUACAGCUACAUGUUUCAGUUCUAAAAGUAUAUUGUUUUAAAUGUUAGUUGUUAUGUUAAUCUGCUUUGUUAAAUAUUAAAGUAUAUUUAUGUAUUCACUUUAUAGCUUAUAAUAAAAUAUUUUCAACAUA